Molecule: messenger RNA, 1338 nt
Organism: Salvia splendens (bonfire salvia)
Lineage: Eukaryota; Viridiplantae; Streptophyta; Magnoliopsida; Lamiales; Lamiaceae
Product: protein SRC2
Exons: 1
Coding region: 177-1202 (341 amino acids)
Biological process (GO): defense response
Source: RefSeq, a predicted model, not a curated record
UCGUGGUAGCCGCCAGAUAAUUUACAUAUACCGUGUCAACGUUGACUUGAAGAAACACGUUACGCCAACACGAUAAUUAUCAUAUUCAUAGCUCUCUCUCUCCUUAUUCAUUGCAAUCUCCGCACUCUCUCUCUCUCUCUAAUCCGUUUCAUCGCAAUUCAUUGGGGAUCUCAAAAAUGGAGCAUCGAACUCUGGAAAUCACGCUUCAAUCGGGGAGAGACUUGAACAAAGUGAAUCUCAUCUCCAAGAUGGACGUCUACGUCGUCGUUUCCAUCUCCGGCGGCGACAAAACCUCCAAGCAGAAGACCCGGUCUCCGGUCGACCACGACGGCGACGCCAAUCCCACCUGGAACUUCACCAUGAAUUUCACGGUCGACGAGGCCGCCCUGCAGUCGAACCGCCUCACCCUCGACUUCAAGCUCGUCUGCGAGCGCGCCCUGGGCGACAAGGAUGUUGGCGAGGUCAGCGUCCCCAUCAAAGAGCUCCUCGAUUCUCCCGCCGCCGCCGACGGCAAGAAAUUCCUUAACUACCAAGUCCGCAAACCCAGCGGUAAACCCAAGGGCCAGCUCACUUUCUCCUGCAAAUUCAGCGACAAAAUCGCCGCCGCCGCCACAGCUCCGGCCGGUAAAAGUGAUUUUACCGGGUACCCUGCCGGAACUAGCUCCGGAUAUCCACCUUCCGGAGCUUACCCGCCGCCGUCGGGCUAUCCGGUGGUUGAGGGAGGCAGCCAUUAUCCACCGCCGGCGGCUUACCCGGCGGCUGAGGGAAGUGGACAAUAUCCACCGCCGCAACCGGCGUAUCCUGCGGUGGCUGAAGGAAGUGGACAAUAUCCGCCGCCGGCGUAUCCCGCGGUGGCUGAGGGAGGUGGACAUUAUCCGCCGCCGCCGCCUGCAGGAUAUCCGGUGGUCGGCGAUGCUCAUAAACCGGGAGGAUAUCCGCCUCCACCGCCGGCUGGGUACGGUUAUCCGCCGCCGCCUCCGGGGUACGGUUAUCCGCCGCCGCCUCCGGGGUACGGGUAUCCGCCGCAGCAGGGGUACGGGUACCCGCCGGUGGCGGCGCAGCAGCCGAAGAAAAAGAAUAAGUUUGGGUUGGGAUUGGGGGCUGGGCUUCUCGGCGGGGCUAUCGGCGGAAUGUUGAUCGGAGAUGCGAUUUCCGAUGCGGCUGAUUUUGACGGCGGCUUUGACGGAGGGUUUGAUUUCUGAGCUUUAUUUAAUGUGGUUGAAUUUUAUGUUGCUUGUUGAAUUUAUUUAUACUUCUAAUUAAUGUAUAUUGUAAAUUAAGUUUUGUGUUUCUCUUUUUCAUAUCAAAACUAAUGUUUGAUUCGGGUAUAUUGAUUAA